AUGCAAUCCGGUCAAAAGAAUUACUAUUUUAUUCAAACAAAUUCUGGAAAAGCAUUAUCAGAUUUUAGAGCAACCAUUUUCUUCAAAUCCAACUUGAAAAGACUUGGAGUACUCGAUGUGAUCGAUAUUUAUUUCCCAGUUGUAAUUGACUUUACUAUUAUUACACCUCCACCCAAUCAAAAUUUCACACUACAAGCAGAAAUGACUCUUGCCUCCGAUUCCACUAGCUGGAAUCCAAAAUCUACAUUCAUUGGAAAUGACCGAGUUUUUGUAAAGGUUUCAUCAACAUCGUAUGCUCUACUCGAAAACAAUCACCUUACUGUUAUGGAUGCCUACUUGUGUUGCUUUAAGCAAUUUGUAGCAAGUCUUCCAAAAGACACUGGAUGUUUACAAUAUAAUUCUGAUACAAUGGAUGUGUGGAAGAAAAUUAUUAGCUCAUCCACCACAGUAAAUGCUGAGCUUUCUACCAAAAUCCAUCCCUUCUCCAACACCAAUUAUGCUUUUGGAUUUUCAUUCCAAAUCUCAAGUUCACUAUUUCCUGAAAAAUUAUCACAAACAGCAAGCUCAUGUUUUGUACAAGCAAAAGUUGGAACGACAACACCACUUUCAAAGAGAAAUCGAUUAGAAGAACCAUCCACUUUACAAGCAAGUUUAUUCUUGGUGGACUUGUCUCAAAAACGAUCCAAUUCGAGCUUGGCAAGUUCAUUGAGAAGAAAUGUUGUGUUGUGGAACUUGAUGAGCGCUUGUGUUGUAUUUGCAGUGUUAUUGUUUUCAAGUUAA
Molecule: messenger RNA, 780 nt
Organism: Naegleria lovaniensis
Lineage: Eukaryota; Heterolobosea; Eutetramitea; Acrasida; Naegleriidae
Exons: 1
Coding region: 1-780 (259 amino acids)
Source: RefSeq, a predicted model, not a curated record